UAAUAGCCAUGAUCAUCUAACUCAGCAUAGUUCAAAGAGAAUAAAUAGAACAAUCUUCGCGAAAAGUUUGAUAAAAGCCUGAUUUUUCAGAAUGAUACUGUAAUCCGUUCUCUGUGAUCUAUCAAGUAUUUUUCAGUGAAACUUAAUUCCUUUGGCGAAAUAAUAAAUCGUUUAUUGUGGACCAACUCAGCGAUGGAUCUUUCAAUGAGAUGCUGCUGCUUAGCUCUUUUACUGCUUGGUGUCAUCCAUUCAUACCAAGCACAAAAUUGCCCAGCUCAACAAACCGACUUGUCGAACACAACUGUGUACAUUGCAGAUCCAGAUGAAUGUAGAAAUUAUACGAUUUGCUCUUACGAAGUCAGUUAUGAUUCCGACAAUUUGUACAAAUGUACGAAACAAGAAAAAAAGCAGUGUCCUCAAGAUCAAUGUUUCGAUAAAAAAAACAAUGUCUGUGCCUACUUAGAUGAUGACGAUUGCAAAGGCAAUGACUACCUUCCUGAUUGUAAUGACUGCUCGAGAUAUUGGCAGUGUUCAAAUGGCAAAAAAGUUCACAUGAUUUGCCCCAACAGCUUGUGGUUUAACUACGAUAAAAUGGAAUGUGAUUAUGUACGAAAUUAUCCUAUCCAAUCUGGGUGUGGAGAUAAAAGAUGCACUGAGGGACCAGAUAUGAAAAAAUAUAGAGUAAAAGACGACGAUCAACUAUUUGUUUGGUGUAUUAAUAAGAUGGCUUUCUUGUAUACAUGUACAACAUAUGGUAACGAUUAUAUCUUCGACUAUGAUGGACAAAAGUGUGUUCAGACUGCAAGAAUGGAUAAUUCAAUCGUGAAAGAUAGGAUUCGCCGUAAGGUAAACAACGCUGAUGAUGGAAAUACACACCCAAAUAUCUGCCAGAAACCACCGCAGAUGGAUGACUAUUGAAUUCAAUAAUGACAUGAAUUGAAAAAAUAAUUCAAGAAUAAAAAAACAACGGUACUAUUUUUGAGAGUAUUUAUUGAACAACACAACGGAUUAUAAAAUGCUUAAUAUAUGUUCUAUUCUUGUUAUUUUUUCUUCUAUCACAGCAACCUGCAACAUGAAAAUUAAAAAUAUUCAAAAAAUA
Harmonia axyridis is the source of this 1099-nucleotide messenger RNA. RefSeq names its product protein PIF-like. The transcript has 6 exons. The record is from RefSeq and is a predicted model, not a curated record. Gene Ontology annotation, cellular component: extracellular region. NCBI's taxonomy places the organism in Eukaryota, Metazoa, Arthropoda, Insecta, Coleoptera, Coccinellidae. Gene Ontology annotation, molecular function: chitin binding. Bases 193 to 918 code for a protein of 241 amino acids.